GUAACCUUCUCCGCCCUCAUCUCGCUGAGAAAACCCAGUGGCAGGGAGAUGCAUUUGAUCUAGUCAUUGCCUUUAGUGUUUUCCUCAGUUCGGUGUGUCAGGCUGCAGAUGCAGAGAGUGGCCGAGGAUCACCAGGACUCGACCAUGGGGAUUUAAACCGAGCAACAAGGGAAGGAACUGACUUUGGUUUGAAAUCCUGAGAAGAUCAUGCAACAUCUUAAGAUAUGGCGAUCUCUGCUUCUUUUUGUCAUUUUCUUCCAGCCGGGGAUCUCAGACAAAUACGGAUGUCUGUUUGAGAGGAAACUCUGCCCAUUGGAACAGUUCUGUUCAGAUGAUGGACUGUUUGGCCAGUGCCGGAGCUCCAAGCAGGACCAGGUCCAGUACCAGGUGUCGGUGCCGGUCCUGAAGAGGAUGCAGGAGGUCCUCAAACAGCUGAUGAUGCAUGAUCUGUCAUGGCAGGAUGACAUCACCCAGUACAUCAUAUCCAGGGAGCUGAAGAGAGUUCCUCACACGACGCGCCACGCUAAGGCCCCCCCUCCCUCCUCCCACAGGUCCAGGCAGCAGAACCACCGCCACAGCGCCAAGCCCCCGUCCAUGCCCCCGGCGGAGAACUACCUGGACUACAUGAUCGUAGAGCCCCCCCGGUCCCCCCUCCACAUGCAGACUGCCUCCAUGGACCCCUACGCAUACCAGCACCAGCACAGGUACGCAGACGAGGUGGAGCGAUCCCUACACCCCAUUGGUGGAGGGCUCAGCUAUGGCCGUCCCUCUGCACGCUCACAGGCCAAUCAGAGAGAGCGGGAGCGGGAGCGGGAGCGGGAGCGUGACAGACAGAUGCUGCAGGAAGCCAUGUCCCUGUACCUGACGUCCGACCAGCCCUCCCACCGGCACCGCGGAGCCGCGCCCAUGACCCCCGCAGGCCUGCCGUACUACGAUGACCUGGAACUGGAGCUGCCGGUGGACUAUGUGGAAGACUACACCCUGGAGGAGAGAGUGGGUACUGUGGCGCGGCCCCCGCCCCCGCAGCAGAAGAAGAAGCCCCUUCAGGAACGCCUGCCAGCCACCAACGACGGGUUACAGCAGCGCAUGUCCGGGGUGCUGGAGGGCUAUGGGAUGGAUCCCAGGAAGCUGAGCCCCCAGCAGCUCUACAGACUGGCCCUCAUCCUGCAGCUGAUCCAGGCCGAGGACCGGACAGAGCCCUUAGAGACGGAUCUUCUGGCCCUCAAAGAGACCCAGCUGGUGAAGAAGCCGGAGGGCAAGGCACCCAGCUCCACGGAGAAGGCUGCUCUGCCCCCGGCCGCCCCUGUAGAAGCGGCCCCCGGCCCGAGCAGGUCCUCCACCCCCUCUUCUCCCUCCGCCCGGGCCCCCGGGGCAGCGGAGGCUGGGCAGGGGCUGAGGGACAAGGUGGUGCAGCUGGACGAGGGCUCCAGAGCCAAGGAGGAGUACGGCUACAUCGUCACCAACCAGAGCCCCCUGAGUCUGUAUGAUGGAAUCAAGCUAUUGGAGCUGUUGGCUGAUAAAAUUCACCUAGCAACGAGCAGCUUCAUCAACAUCAGCGUGGUGGGGCCUGCUCUGACGUUCCGUAUCCGCCAGAAUGACCUGAACAUGACGGCAGCAGAGGUAGCAGCUAAAGCAGUGUCAGAGAAGAACUUCCUGGAGUCUGAGAGCAGCCUGAAGAUAGUACAGACGGGGACUGGAGAGAGAACAGAUGUACGGGGUCUCCCCCAGGUCACCAGGGUCUCGCAGGGGUCAAGCGGGACGGUCAUCACACUGGUCUCCAUGGCAGUUGUGGGAGGACUGCUGGUAUUGGCCAUGGCGGCUGCUUGUCUCAGGCACCACACUAACCAGCUGGCCAAUGGGAAGCUUGGCCUCGGGCCGGAGGGCGGAGCCGAAACACACUUUGACUACCAGGAGCUGUGUCGGCAGCACAUGGCCUCCAAGUCGUCCUUGUCCCGGCACGACAGCGCCAGCGGGGGCGGUGCCGGGGGGGGCACCCUGGCCAGCGGCAGCGUGACGGCAGCCGGGGCGGGGGGGCGCCGCGGGACCGACACCUCGCGCGUCAGCAGCGUCUCCUCCCAGUUCAGCGACGGGCCCCAGCACAGCCCCUCCUCCACCCACAGCUCCACCCCCUCCUGGAGCGAGGAGCCCGCCCAGUCCAACAUGGACAUCUCCACGGGCCACAUGAUCCUGGCCUACAUGGAGGACCACCUGAGGAACAAGGACCGCCUGCAGAAGGAGUGGGAGGCACUGUGCUCCUACCAGGCCGAGCCCAGCUCCGUGGACCUGGCCCAGAGGCCCAGCAACAUGGAGAAAAACCGCCACGCCGACUCACUGCCAUAUGACCACUCUCGAGUGAAGCUGAAGAUGGAUGUGAACCCAACUAAGGAGGACUACAUUAACGCCAGUAUAAUAAUCGACCACGACCCCCGGCUGCCCGCCUACAUCGCCACGCAGGGCCCGCUGCCCCACACCAUCGCCGACUUCUGGCAGAUGGUCUGGGAGAAUGGCUGUACGGUCAUAGUGAUGAUGACGGCACUGGUGGAGGACGGAGAGAAGCAGUGUGAGCGCUACUGGCCUGACGAAGGCUCCUCCCUCUACCACAUCUACGAGGUGAACCUGGUGUCGGAGCACAUCUGGUGUAAGGACUUCCUGGUGCGCAGUUUCUACCUGAAGAACGUGCAGACCCAGGAAACCAGGACCCUCACCCAGUUCCACCUGCUCAGCUGGCCUGCAGACGGCAUUCCCACCUCCACACGGCCCCUGCUCGACUUCCGCAGAAAGGUCAACAAGUGCUACCGAGGUCGCUCCUGUCCCAUCAUCGUUCACUGCAGCGGCGGCACGGAGAGGACCGGCGCGUACAUCCUCAUCGACAUGGUGCUGAACCGCAUGGCCAAAGGAGUGAAGGAGAUCGACAUCGCAGCCACAUUGGAGCACAUCAGAGACCAAAGGCCUGAGCUUGUUCGCACCAAGGACCAGUUUGAGUUUGCCUUGACGGCCGUGGCAGAGGAGGUGAACGCCAUCUUGAAAGUCCUCCCACAGUGAGAAGCAGUACCUAAGGAAG
Gadus chalcogrammus (walleye pollock) is the source of this 3061-nucleotide messenger RNA. It is a transcript of the gene ptprna, whose product is annotated as protein tyrosine phosphatase receptor type Na. Gene Ontology annotation, molecular function: protein tyrosine phosphatase activity. The coding region runs from base 208 to 3042 and encodes 944 amino acids. NCBI's taxonomy places the organism in Eukaryota, Metazoa, Chordata, Actinopteri, Gadiformes, Gadidae. Gene Ontology annotation, cellular component: secretory granule. Gene Ontology annotation, biological process: protein dephosphorylation. The transcript is spliced from 25 exons. The record is from RefSeq and is a predicted model, not a curated record.